AUGUCGUCAAAACCUACGUCCAAAUCCUCGUCCAAGGACCCAUCGAAGGAAAAAGAUAAGUCGAAAACCCACAAGCUCUCCCUCAAGGGAAGUUCCAGACUGGUCGCCGAAUUUUUCCAAUACUCCAUCCAUUCAAUUCUGUUCCAGCGAGGCGUCUAUCCCGCUGAAGACUUCGCAGCCGUCAAAAAAUAUGGUCUCAACAUGCUGGUCUCGUCCGAUGAUCAAGUGAAAGCCUACAUCAAGAGGAUUAUGUCGCAGCUGGACAAGUGGAUGGUCGGCGGCAAGAUCUCCAAGCUCGUCAUCGUCAUCACCGACAAGGACACAGGCGAGCACGUCGAGCGAUGGCAGUUCGAUGUCCAGAUCUUCCAGCCCACAAAGUCCAAGUCGAAAUCACGAACGCCCGCGACCGACCAGGAAAACUCGGCGCAGGGCGGAGCCGCCGCCGCGCCAGACAAGACGGAGCAGGAGAUCCAGGCCGAGAUCGCCGCCAUCUUCCGCCAGAUCACCGCCUCCGUCACCUUCCUCCCCCAGCUCAGUGGGGACUGCACGUUCAACGUGCUGGUGUACGCCGACGCCGACUCGGACGUGCCCGUCGAGUGGGGGGACUCGGACGCAAAGGAGAUUGAGAAUGGGGAGAGGGUGCAGCUGAGGGGGUUCAGCACGGCGAACCACAGGGUCGAUACACUUGUGAGCUAUCGACUUGGAGAGUAA
Messenger RNA from Clonostachys solani, 711 nucleotides. Lineage: Eukaryota; Fungi; Ascomycota; Sordariomycetes; Hypocreales; Bionectriaceae. The record is from the annotation of a GenBank genome assembly.